Messenger RNA from Colletotrichum higginsianum IMI 349063, 1407 nucleotides. RefSeq names its product HET domain-containing protein. NCBI's taxonomy places the organism in Eukaryota, Fungi, Ascomycota, Sordariomycetes, Glomerellales, Glomerellaceae. Bases 1 to 1407 code for a protein of 468 amino acids. The record is from RefSeq and is a predicted model, not a curated record. The transcript has a single exon.
AUGCCGGUCUUUAAUCAAUACGACUACGAACCUUUGGGAACGGAAGAUGCACUGCGACUCAUUGCUCUAGACCCGGCGGUGGAUGAAAGAGAUCCCUUGAGUUGCAGGAUCUUCCAACGCCGGCGUUCGGCACAGAGAGAAGAAUACUCUGCUGUUUCAUACACAUGGGGCGAGCAAAGCCCCUCGCGGACCUUGGAAAUCAGGUGCGAUGACGAUGACAUCUCGUGCGUGAGGAUUACCUCCAACGUCGACGCCCUCUUGCGACGUUUUCGCGCGCGGGAUCAGCCCUGUUGUUUGUGGAUUGACGCCAUAUGUCUCGAUCAGACAAACGGGUUGGAGAAGACCCAGCAAGUCCCUCUGAUGGGACGAAUAUAUGGAGAGGCAAAAGACGUCUGCAUUUGGUUGGGUGCGGAGGACCGCAUGACUGCGAAGGUCCUCAAGCUUUUGCGGAUACUCAGUCGGCUCCCUGAAAUUCAACCGCAGUGGGAUAUGGCUGGACGCGUUGUCUUUCACUUGAACGAAAUCUUCGAUCGUGACGACGCAUUGAUCGGGCUUAGGUUCCUACACGACUUCUUUUUGCGGUCUUGGCUCACCCGUCGAUGGGUCGUCCAGGAGGCGAUCCUCGCCCGCGAGGCAACCGUUCACUGUGGGCGGCAUUCCAUCCCUCUACUUUCAAUCUCCUGGGCCGCCACGCGUUUCCUCAGCUUGGAAGUGGCUUCUUACCCAAUCAACAUGGCGACAAACUUGCGCGAGCCCAACACCAAGCGCGGGAUACUGGAGCUGCUGUGGUACUUCCAUGAAGCCGAGUGUCAUGACCCCAAAGACCGUAUCGCCGCCCUCUUUGGCCUCGUACCGGAUGGCAAUCGAUUUCAUCUCGACUACACUGCCCACUGGACGGGAUUGUACAGACAGGUUGCUUCAUCGGCCUUUGGUCUUGACCACAGCGCCACCAACUUCCAAUUACUGAUUCAUUUAUUCGAAUUCGGUCCCGUCUACCAUGCAGAAGAUGCAUCCUAUCCGUCAUGGGUCCCUGACUGGUCAAAGUCUCGAAGGCGGAGCCUACCAUUCUUUUCCAACAUAAGAAACCCUGAUACCCUUGAGCGGUAUCCUACCUCAUCUAAAGGCCUAGAAUGGGAACGUGAUGGGCAAAGGGCCUCUUGGAGGGUGAUGGGAUGGGAUUUCCGGCAAACCACGAUGCUCGCCGUGAAGUACGUUGGAGAGCCGUCCCCUCAGCACAAGAGAAAUGUGUCGGACGGAAGGAUGCCGCUCCACAAGGGCAAAGUGAUUGGUCCAGCGGUUUGUGUUAUUUCAGAAGACGGACGGAACUGUACACGUGACGAGCCGAUUGACAAGAGGAAGAAGUUCCCUUCGGAGAUGGAUCAAUGGCAUUCAAUGCGCUUGAUAUAG